Molecule: messenger RNA, 3779 nt
Organism: Anopheles stephensi (Asian malaria mosquito)
Lineage: Eukaryota; Metazoa; Arthropoda; Insecta; Diptera; Culicidae
Gene: ImpE1
Product: serine protease nudel
Exons: 8
Coding region: 279-2792 (837 amino acids)
Molecular function (GO): protein binding
Source: RefSeq, a predicted model, not a curated record
CCGCGCUGGAUAGACGCUCGAGCGUUGAGUACGUUUUGCCUAGCGUGUUUGUAUCGUUUUCCGUCCGUGGCGCGUGUACGAGCCGUUCGGCGUGUGUGUUUGAUUUGUGCAGACGGGUUUUCCAUCCGAAGACGAAGAAUCGUGAGUGGUUGAAGGGCUUGAACAAAAUCUGGGUGUGAACAUAGAUCGAUCAGCAGUGUGUUAUCAGUGUUGGUGGUUUUUAAUAAUUAUCUAGGAAGAAAAAAGGAUUCCAAGUAGCAGAACAACUCGACGCAACGAUGAACAUAAAAAUAUCAUUACUAGCUUUAAUGCUAAUGAUAGGCACGACGGCAUCGAUCGCGGACGGACUGAUGCUGUGCGACACCUGCCAGCACGACAUGGACUGCUCGGACAGCGUCAAGGGCAGCUACUGCACCCUGGAGGGCAUCUGCGAGUGCAGUCCGUUCUACGUGCGGCUUAACGAGUCUUCCUGUCUUCCGUCUCAACUGCUCGAGAGCGAGUGUAGCCUGUCGGAGCAGUGCUCGAUGCGUGUGGCUAACAGCAGCUGCAUCGGUGGUCGGUGCCAGUGCGAUGGAGGCUUCCUGCAAUUCCGCAAACAUACCUGUCUCUCGCCUGCCCAGCCGGGAACGGUUUGCUACAGUCACGCACAUUGCCGCAUGUGGGACAAGGAAAGUCACUGCGAUUUCCUAAUCCCGAACCUGUUCGGCCGCUGCCAGUGCACAUCGCCGGCACGCCAAAAUGGACCGACCUGUGUGACGGAACCAGUGACGGUAGCUGCUCCGGUGGAGGAGGAGGAGGAUGUGGUGGAGGUGCAGCAGGAGGAGGUGGAAGAGGAGCAAUUCCCCGCUGUCGCUAAGCCCCAACAACAAAGCCCCGAGACUGUCGAGCCGGAGAAGGAAGAAAGCGAGCAAGGUUCGAUCGAUCGAAUGUCGACCACGACCGAGGACGAUGUGAUCGUGGUGGAUAAUAUUGUGCAGCGAGAUGAUGCUCAGGAUGAAGAGAUGGCUUCGGCUGAGGAGCACAUCACAACGGAAUACCAAUCCGCCGGUUCGGAAGAGGAUGGUAUCAGUACGACAGAUUUUAUCGAAAUUACGACGGGAAGCUCUCAGAAUCGGGAACACGUGAUGACCACUAGCGGUAUGGAGCAGUACGAAAACACGGACGAGUACUCGAACCUUGAGCAGGAAGUUGAGGAACAGUUCAAACAGCAAGAACUUGCCGAUGCCCUGUCGACUACGACGGCCGCUCAGUGGGCUACCGAAAUAGCUGAGGCCAUUACCUCGCAGGAACGGGAACAGGAUCCGCUGGAGAAGAGUGACACUACGACUGACAUAACGCUCGAAAUUUUGUCUCCUUCGAGUGAUGCUGUUACAACGGAGCGUAGCGAGACCACAACGAUUAGCAGAGACGAUGAACCAACUACAACCGAGAUGGAGUUCGAGACGGAACCGAGUGACGUUGAAAAUGAGGUUGAGAUUGUGGAGUAUGAUCGUACGACGAGACCUGAGGAUGAUGCUACACAGCAAGCCGCUUCUCUGAUCCAGGAACAAACCACCGUCACUGGUGACGACGUCGCUACAGAGCAUCGCUUCGAAGAAACAACCACGGCAGCUUCCACCGAUCGCUCAAACACGGAAUCGAACGAUGCGAAGGAAAUGACAACGACGGAGGUGAUUGAGCAGUAUCACGAUGUGCAGCUGCGCCGUCAAGACUCUAAGAUUUUCGACGAAGAUGAAGUGGACGAGCUGGUGGAGAAGAGUACCACCAAGGAUCGGUUCGAACCACGGGAAACGACAAGACAUUCCGAGCGUGAUAACGAAAUAAUUGACACGCAACACUCGGUAGACACGACCACGGAAACGCUGGUACGAUUGGCUAGCCGCACGACAGCGAUGGAACCGGAAGCUCCCAUUUCAACGACGACCGUUGCUACAUCGACUGCAAGAAUACGCACUCGCGUUGAUUUGGGAGAUGGUCCGGUGUCAUUGGGAUUGAGCUGUGCCAGCAGUGAACAAUGUCAGUUGGCCGAUCCCUACAGCUACUGUAACGAGGAGGGACGGUGCGAUUGUUCCUACCGCACGCCAGAUGAUUCUUGCCGAGCCACCAACACCGGUUGCUCCCGAGGAACGUUCCAGUGCCGUUCGAGUGGAAUCUGCAUCAGUUGGUUCUUCGUGUGCGACGGACGUCCGGAUUGCAGCGAUGCCUCGGAUGAAGAGUGUAACUUCUCGCUCAAAUCGAACGUCACCCAUCAACGCUCCAACAGCUGCCCCGAGCUAUCGUUCCGGUGCGAAAAAAGUGGCCGGUGUAUAUCACGGGCCGGUAUCUGCGACGGUAAGGCGCAGUGUCCGCACGGCGAGGAUGAGGUCGGAUGUGAUUUCCGCAAGUCGCGCAAAUGUCCGGAGCACACAUUUAUGUGCCGCAGCGGUGAAUGUUUGCCCGAGUACGAGUACUGUAAUGCGAUCGUGUCCUGCCGGGACGGAAGUGAUGAACCACCGCAUCUGUGCGGUUCGCGGGCAGUUCCGAACUUUUUCGUCAAGUUGCUGAGCGGUCCUACGGCACGGGGCCGCAACUAUUGUCCGAUGCGUUGCGGUAAUGGGCGUUGCCGAUCGACGGCGAUUGUGUGCUCGGGACGGGAUGGAUGCGGUGAUGGUAGCGACGAGGACCGGUGUUCUGUUUGUCGUUGCCCGGCGCCUGCCUACAACAACGUCCUGGCGCCCAUCGUACCGGCCGUCAUGUCGAAACCGCGGAGUAGAACGAGCCGCAUCACCGGUGGACACUGGUCACGAACAUAAGCGCCCCCCGGCACUAAGCAAGGAACCGUGCAAGGCUCGCUCGCGCCAUAUUCGCGCUUCGGUUCGGCGUGGUUAUGCAGCUUCACAAUCGCUUACUUUUUUUAAAAUGUCGCCCGUUUCUUUUUUUUCUGCAUACGGUACCGAACCGAACCUCGGCCCGUAGGUUAUACUGCGUGCGUGCGUGUGUGUCUAGCAAGGUACCCCAUGCCCAGUUUUGUAAAUAAAGGCCACACCGUUUUCGAUAUGAGAAUAGAGAGGGUUGCAGGUGCUCUGAACCUUCACCGGGUUUGGCGCACUAUGAAGGGGAAAGCGGUCGGACUCGUACGCGUUUUAAUGACCCCGAUUUUAUACUACACCAUUCCAAGGUUGAACCACGACGCGCAACUAUCAUUCAACCGGGAAAGACGGAACGAUACUAGAGAUUAAGGCGAUAGUAACUUCACGAAGGUAGACACUAGCAGCAUAAUUACAUCAUCCCAGCAAGAAAAACCAGCAAUCGACACCCCAUUCCAUCUAUUUAUCGUCCAUUAGUAAGGUUAGCGUAUACGGUUAUUUGUAGUGCGGCGAGAGCGGUACAUUAAUAUUUUUUAGGGCAAAGAUAGUGUGUUCCGAACAGCAAACAAAAAAGGACAACAAAAAGGCCUGUUUGUUAGCGUUUGGAAAGCUUUUCCGGUGUUCCGGAAGUUGGGGGAUUGAAGGACUUCCUCAACGAUUUUUUGUCUUGGUGUUUAAGAGGGAAAACAAAACUCUUAAUGGAGUUAGAACACAACUUGACAUGCUGAUAGGGAGUUUGGAGGUUUAUUUAGAGGUUCUUUUUUCUGCCCAACCAACACAAGCAGAAGCCGAGUGCGUGGAAGAUUACGUCGAAGUGGAAAAUUUAUUUAUUGAAACAACAAACUAUCGUAGGCAUGAUUCAGUCCGAGUUUAUGAGGAUUACUGAUAAGCGGUGCAACCGAGACCGAGAUAAAGUCGAAUCUUUAAGCUAAA